GGGGGAUAAAUAUUGUGCGAGUAAAUCCGGUAAAAGAGAAAACAAAGUAAAGUUAGCUGGUUCUCACUUCUCAGACAAAACAUAAACCAAAUCCUCAAACAAUCUUCUUCAUCUAAUUGAUUGAAAAUUUACACACGCACACACACUAAUUUCGUCGUUUUUUUAUCAAUCUGAGCCAUGGACGUAGGUGAAUUGUGGGCCAUCUUCGGCCCCGGCCUCGCCGGAGCCGUCUUCGGCGCCGGCUGGUGGUUCUGGGUGGACGCCGUCGUCUGCAGCGCCGUCGCCGUCUCUUUCCUCCACUACCUUCCCGGUAUUUUUGCAUCAUUGGCAGCUUUGAUGUUUAAUUGUGUUAGGAGAGAGGAUAUCGAUUACUCUCCGUAUGAUGAUGGUGAAUGGAGAUUAAAGCUUUGGCUUUUCAUUGCAUACGUUGUUGCAUUUGUUUCUUUGGCGGCUUCAGUGGGACUAUUGAUACAAGAUGCACUUGAGGAAUCAGGCCCGUCAUCGUGGACAGGGACUGCUGGUGUAUUCCAAUGUGUGUUCGUUCUGAUUAGCGGGCUGAUUUAUUGGACUUCUCACUCAGAGUGAUACGAAGCUGACAAAUUGUUUUAGAAGUCUACUAUAUUAUGUACAAUUCUCCCUGUUUAAAUUGUGAGAUGUCAAAAUGUCAUGCUUUGUAAAUGUCUUUGUUAAAUAUAACACUAAAAGUACUCCUGAGUAAUGCAAUCGUUAUAUAUUGAAUUUUCAUGCUUUGUAAAUGUCUUGUUAAGUAUAACACUAAAAGUACUCCUGUAUAGUGCAACCAUUAUAUAUUAAAUUUUGGUCUUUGAUUGAAA
Daucus carota subsp. sativus is the source of this 833-nucleotide messenger RNA. RefSeq lists its product as uncharacterized. Bases 178 to 585 code for a protein of 135 amino acids. The record is from RefSeq and is a predicted model, not a curated record. Lineage: Eukaryota; Viridiplantae; Streptophyta; Magnoliopsida; Apiales; Apiaceae. Gene Ontology annotation, biological process: protein targeting to vacuole; late endosome to vacuole transport via multivesicular body sorting pathway. The transcript is spliced from 4 exons.